AUGGCGGAUUCUUGUUCUAGCACUCCAGCAAUCCCAUCGCUAGAUCUUUCCCCAUCCGAGCAAGAAACCGCGGCCAUCGUCGCGGCACUGAAAUCCUGCGGCCGCUCUAGGGAUCUCCAUCGCGGCAGGGCAAUCCACGCUCGCUUGCUGCAGCAGCGCGAUCGUCAGAGCUCCAAGGCAGCGCUCAUCCUCGCGAACAGCCUCAUCGACAUGUACGCCAGGAGUGGAAGCAUGGCCGACGCUCGCGACGUGUUUGAAGCGAUCAAGAUCCACAGCAUCGUUUCUUGGAACACCAUCAUCGGCGGCUACGCGAGCAAUGGCCAGGGCGAGAUCGCUCUGGAGAUGUUCUCAGCGAUGCCGUCGAUGAAUGCCAGGAGCUGCGUCGCCGUGCUGGAAGCGAUCAAAGAUCUCACCGCGAGGGAAGCUGGGAUGAAAAUCGAGAUCCAAGGCUUUGCACUAGUCAUCAAGAUCGUUUCCCUUGAGAGAACCAUGGCUCUCCACUCCAGGAUCGUGGAUGCGGGGCUUGAAUCCAACGUCUUCAUCGCCAACAGCCUGAUAGAUUGCUACUCGAGAUGUGGAAGCAUGCCCGAUUCCCAGCGCCUGUUUCAUCGGCUCCUCCUCCACAAUCUAGCUGACUUGGUGUCGUGGAAUUCGAUCAUCCUCGGCUACGUCCACAACGACCAGCCCAGAUUUGCCCUCGAGCUCUUCGAUCGAAUGAUCAAACGAGAGAGCUCCAUCUCUCCAAGCGCACGGACCUUCGUCGCGGUUAUCAAUGCGUGCUCCAGCCUUGUGACGAAGAACAGCGCCGAUCGAGAGCUUAGAUGCUGGUGUCUAGCGAGAGCAGUGCGAAUCACCACCACUCCAGAAGUUGACAACGACGAAUUCCUCCAGAACAGCCUGCUCGAUCUCUACGUGAAAUCUGGGGAGCUGGAGAGAGCCCGGGCGAUCUUCCAGAGGAUGAAGCGCCACACUCUCGUCUCCUGGAACGUGAUGAUCUUGGGCGUCGCGGAAGCUGGAGCAUCUCCCAAGCUUGCGAUCGAGCUCUUGGAUCAAAUGAGAGCUCGAGGAUUCACUCCAGACGCUGGAACUUUCAUUGCUGCGAUCAAGGCUUGUAGUAACAAUGGAUUCCUCGAGCCAGGAAAGAGCGUCGUCCAUUCUCUGGUAUGCCGCGCUGGCGUGGAGGCUGAGUCAGCAGUGGCCUGCUCUCUGAUUGGCCACUACGGCCGAUGUGGCAGCCCGCUGGCAGCUGAGCUGGCGUUUCACGCUUUCUCCAGCCCAGACAUGGCCGCCUGGAGUGCUCUCAUCGCCGCGCACAGCCAUUGCGUCGACAGCGAAGAACACGCCUUUCGAUUCUUCCGCCAGAUGCUCCAGGAAUCGAUCCGCCCCGACGAGAUCACGCUGCUAUCGCUCCUCUCGGCGUGUAGUCGAUUGGGGCUCGUCGAUCGAGCCAAGAAUCUCUUCCGGGAGAUGAGCGUCAAGCACGGGAUCGCGCCGAGGAUAGAGCACUACACUUGCCUGGUCGAUCUCCUCAGCCGUGCCAAUCAGAUUGAGGAAGCCAUAGCUGUGAUCGAAAGAAUGCCUGGAAAUCUCACGCCGAGCCUCGCGAUCUGGAUGGCGGUGCUCAGCGCCUGUCACAACAGGAAGAAUGUAGCGAUCGGGAGGCGCGCGUUUGAUGCGAUCCGGGAGCUGAGCCUUGGGAGCGAGGAGGAUGGAACCCUUGCUGCCGCCUACACGCUAAUGGCCAGCAUCCAUUCAAAUCGCGGCAUUCCCCCCACUGAAAUUAGGGUUCUUCCUCGUAGACGUGCGAUAGCAGCGCGUAAUUCGCAGGAUGUCUGGCUUGCGCCUCGAAUUUCCAGACGCUCCGUGCGGAUUCACUGGCUCUGGAGCGGUCGCCGUGGAUCCGGCUUCCUCCCAGUAGCGUCGUCCAAGCCACGGGAUCCGUCUCCCACACCGCGCGAGGAGAUCGAUCAUGCAGAUGUAGUGAUCUGGAGAGGCUGGGAUCGAGAAAUCCACGAUCAUACUCUGGAAAUUCUGGUGGCCGUCUUGUAG
Molecule: messenger RNA, 2049 nt
Organism: Selaginella moellendorffii
Lineage: Eukaryota; Viridiplantae; Streptophyta; Lycopodiopsida; Selaginellales; Selaginellaceae
Product: pentatricopeptide repeat-containing protein At4g33990-like
Exons: 2
Coding region: 1-2049 (682 amino acids)
Molecular function (GO): protein binding
Source: RefSeq, a predicted model, not a curated record